GUGAUUAUUUUAUUGAAUCCGAGUGCACGUGUAGUGAAAUGGCAGAAUUCAAUAGUAGGUGGAUUCGGGACAGGUUCAGCUGUUCAGUGUGUCUGGAUCUCCUGAAGGACCCAGUGACCAUCCCCUGUGGACACAGUUACUGUAUGAGCUGCAUUACUGACUGCUGGAAUCAAGAUGAGCAGAGGAGAGUUUACAGCUGCCCUCAGUGCAGACAAACCUUCACUCCAAGACCUGCUUUAAACAAGAAUGUGAUGCUGGCAGAAAUGGUGCAGAAAGCAAAGAUGACAAGAAGAGCCCAAAGAGUUGAUCCUGUUACCAGUUACGCUGGACGUGGAGAUGUGGAGUGUGAUGUUUGUACUGGGAGAAAACGCAAAGCUGUCAAGUCCUGUCUGUUGUGUCUCGAAUCUUACUGUGAAAGUCAUUUUGAGUGUCAUGAAGAAUCUCGCUCAAAGAAACGACACAAAGUGACUGAUGCCACUGGACGAAUGCAGGAGAUGAUCUGCUCUAAACAUGACCGACUGCUGGAGGUUUACUGUCGGACUGACCAGAAGUGUGUAUGUUUAAUGUGUGUGAUGGAGGAACACAAAAAUCACGACAGUGUUUCAGCUGAAGCAGAGAGGGCUGAGAAACAGAAACAGGUUGGAGAAAUACAAGGAAAAUGCCACAAGAAAAACCAAGAAAGGCAGAAGGAGAAUCUGAAGCUCAGAGAGGAUAUUAAAAAUCACAAGAGCUCUGCACAGACAGCAGUGGAGGACAGUGAGAGGAUCUUUACUGAACUCAUCCAGUCCAUUGAGAGAAGACGAUCUGAGGUCACACAGAUGAUCAGAGAUCGAGAAAAGACUGAAGUGAGUCGAGCUGAAGGACUCCUGAAGAAACUGGAGCAGGAGAUUGAAGACCAGAAAAAGAGAAACACUGAGCUGGAGCAGCUUUCACACACUGAUGAUCACAUACUUUUCCUACAGAGUUUCCAGUCACUCUCCGAAUCCCUGAAAUCUGCAGGCGUCCGCAGGCCAACCAUCAGUUCUGUCCAUCCUUAUGAUGAUAUGAGAAAAUCUGUCUGUAAUAUGAAGCAAAAACUGGAGCAGCUCUGCAAACAGACAACAGAGCAGAUAUCUGGUCAAGUAACAUACAUCAACAUUAUUUCCAACAAUGAACCCAAGACAAGGGAGGAGUUUCUACAAUAUUCCUGUAAGCUCACUCUGGAUUCAGACACUGCACAUAAACAGCUUCAUCUCUCUGAUGAGAACAGAGUGGCGUCUUUCACUGCAACAAUGCAUCCAUAUCCUGAUCAUCCGGACAGAUUUGAUACCUGGCCUCAGGUGUUGUGCAAAGAGAGUGUGUGUGGACGCUGUUACUGGGAGGUGGAGUGGACUGAUGGCGUCUCAAUAUCAGUGUCAUAUAAGAGCAUCAGCAGGAAGGGAGAAACUAAACAUUGUUCAUUUGGACAUACUAAUGAGUCCUGGAGAUUGCAGUGUUCUCAAUCCAGCCACUUAUUUUUGCAUAACGACAUAAAGACUAAACUCUGUGUAUCAAUGAGCUCCUCCAGAAUAGGAGUGUAUGUGGAUCACAGAGCAGGAAUUCUGUCCUUCUUCAGUGUUUCUCACACAAAAAUGAGCCUCAUCCAUAGAGUCCAGACCACAUUCACUCAACCGCUCUAUCCUGGGUUUGCGGUUUACGGAUCAAAAGUGAAACUAUGUAAUGUAAAAGAGUAGGUCGAGAUUUAGCUGUUGUUUUUUUGGUUUGUGGUUCAAUAUUAAAGCCACACUGCAUUUUUUUAUGUCAGUGUGAAACCAAAAUUUACAAUGUUUAUUUUGCUAGUGAGGGCGGCAUGGUGGCUCAGGGGUUAGCACUGUCGAAAGACAUGUGGUAUAAGUGAAUUGGGUAAACAAAAUUGCCAAUAGUGGCGAUACGGUGUCUCAGUGGUUAGCACAGCAAGAAGGUUGCUGGUUUGAGUCCCAGCUGGGCCAGUUGGCAUUUAUGUGUGGAGUUUGCAUGUUCUCCCUGUGUUGGCAUGGGUUUCCUCCGGGUGCUCCGGUUUCCCCCACAGUCCAAAGACAUGCGCUAUAGGGGAAUUGAAUGAACUAAAUUGGCCAUAAUGUAUGAAUGCGUGUGUGAAUGUAAGAGUGUACUGGUGUUUCCCAGUACUGGGUUGCAGCUGGAAGUGCAUCUGCUGUGUAAAACAUAUGCUGGAUAAGUUGGCGGGUCAUUCCACUGUGGCGACCCCAGAUGAAUAAAGGAACUAAGCGGAAGGUAAAUGAGUGAAUGAAAAUUGGCGUAUGUGAGACUGCAUAGGCUUUUCCCAGUCUUGAGUUGCAAAGGGCAUCCGCUGCGUAAAACAUAUGCUGGAAUAACUGGCGGUUCAUUCCACUGUGGCAACCCCUGAUAAAUAAAGUCGAAGGAAAAUGAAUGAAUGAAUUUUGCUGGUGCAUAUAGCUAUUUUUAGGUAAACAAAUAAUCUAUGCAUG
This is a messenger RNA of Danio aesculapii, 2465 nucleotides long. RefSeq names its product tripartite motif-containing protein 16-like protein. The record is from RefSeq and is a predicted model, not a curated record. The transcript is spliced from 6 exons. Lineage: Eukaryota; Metazoa; Chordata; Actinopteri; Cypriniformes; Danionidae. Gene Ontology annotation, molecular function: zinc ion binding; protein binding. Bases 39 to 1712 code for a protein of 557 amino acids.